AUGGCGCAAGCGCCCAGCAGCGUCGUUUCUAGCCUCUGCAAGCGGCCGCUUGUUGCCGUGAUCGGCGAUGGUGACCUGGACCACGUUCGCAAGGCUGAGGUGGCGGAGCAGAUCGGCCGCGGCCUCGUCGACGCGGGCUGCCGCGUCGUGACCGGCGGCCUGGGCGGCGUCAUGGAGGCCGCCCUGCGCGGCGCCGCGGCUUCGCGCGCCUUCCGGGACGGCGACACCCUCGCGCUGCUGCCCGGCGCCGACCCCGCGGCCGCCAACCGCUGGGCCUCCAUCGUGAUCCCCACGGGGCUCGGCCACCACCGCAACGGCGUGGUGGCGGCGGCCGACGCCGUGGUCGCGGUCGGCGGCGGCGCCGGGACGCUCAGCGAGGUGGCUUUCGCGUGGGUGUGGGGGCGCGCGCCGAUCGUGGUGGUCACUGGGCUGCCCGGCGUGACCGCCAGCCUGGCAGGCCAGAGGCUGGAUGGGGCGGCGGUUGGAGCCUACUAUUCUUAA
Molecule: messenger RNA, 501 nt
Organism: Monoraphidium neglectum
Lineage: Eukaryota; Viridiplantae; Chlorophyta; Chlorophyceae; Sphaeropleales; Selenastraceae
Exons: 3
Coding region: 1-501 (166 amino acids)
Cellular component (GO): cytosol
Source: RefSeq, a predicted model, not a curated record